Magnolia sinica is the source of this 545-nucleotide messenger RNA. RefSeq names its product ribonucleases P/MRP protein subunit POP1-like. The record is from RefSeq and is a predicted model, not a curated record. The transcript has 2 exons. NCBI's taxonomy places the organism in Eukaryota, Viridiplantae, Streptophyta, Magnoliopsida, Magnoliales, Magnoliaceae. Gene Ontology annotation, cellular component: ribonuclease MRP complex; nucleolar ribonuclease P complex. Gene Ontology annotation, biological process: tRNA 5'-leader removal. Bases 52 to 369 code for a protein of 105 amino acids.
AUUUCCUUCUGCUGUCAUUCCUUCCGAAUUCCUUAUUCUGAACUUGAGUUAAUGGAAAUGAUUUUUGUAUUCUUGUUUAAACAUCUUAAUAUUGUGCCAUGUGCAUCUGUUGUAUGUGGCUGCAGCACCAAGCCAGUGGUGGAAGCCUUCUGUGAGGCGGCAUUGCUUGCUCAGCUAAGAGGAGACCAAUGGAGUGAGAUGCAAGAGAAGGGGAGGCCUGAGAUUUUUGUGCUGGUAAGGAAUCCAAGGUCUGCCGCCUAUCAGCUUGCCCUUGCAACCAUUGUAGUGGAACAGCAGGCGGAAGACAUGGAGUUCACGACACAACAGAGUAUCAAUAGUCACUGGCACGUGAGAUGGAGGCUCGCUUGAAAGCAAAAUGUGAUAAGUUAGGUGAUGCCUUUGUAUUGGAUGACAUAGGUAGGCUUCUAGCUAGGUUUUAUUGAUAAAGCAAGAUUUUCUGCAUUUGCGUGUUUUUGUGGAUCGUGACAUGCAACAAACUACUCAUGGAUAGCCUUACAUGUCACCAAAGUGGGUGUUUUUCUAUU